This is a messenger RNA of Tripterygium wilfordii, 1635 nucleotides long. Its product is annotated as transcription factor MYB80-like. NCBI's taxonomy places the organism in Eukaryota, Viridiplantae, Streptophyta, Magnoliopsida, Celastrales, Celastraceae. The coding region runs from base 877 to 1515 and encodes 212 amino acids. The record is from RefSeq and is a predicted model, not a curated record. The transcript has a single exon.
CUUCACUAGAAUGCGAUGUGCUAAGACUAACGGGUCCGAGUUUGAGGAGAUGCAUAACUUGGUGGAGUUGGAUUUGCAGUGGUCCGAUUCUCAAGAUCCAACAAGCAAUGCAAGUGGAGAAAAAAGAAGAACUAGGAGGAGCUGGCAAGAACCUUCCUGCAGUCCGAGGCUGGUGCACUCUAUUAUGCGGAUCAGACCGGUAUGUAGGCGGUGGAGGCCUUAUUGUUGGCUGAGUGAGCAAGGAAGAAGCUGAAAUGGUGUUAAAAAGUUUUUGCUGACUUGGAAUCCCACAUGGUAGAGAUGAAUGACUGGUCGCAGACACAGAUGAUGGUCUGAAAGGUUGCAAGCGAGGGACAGGCGCAUGGAUUUGGCUGCCACCGCGGAGAUUACUUGCAGGAGUGGGGUUGAGGUCUUGUUUAAGUGCCUGAGAAAAGAGCAGAGGAGCGGUGAGCAGCUUGCCGGAAUAGGGCUGCUGUCUGUGGGCGGACCGGAGCAGGGGAAGUAGUCGGUUCGCUGGUGGGCUUCGACCCUUAGUAGUUGGGCUAACGAGAAACAAAACUGUACGGAUCCAAUGUAUAGAUUUCUGAUAUGAUAUCCGAACAAUUCAGUGAUAUCUACUCCAUUAACUGGAUCUUGGCAUAACUCAGCACAUCAAAAGUUGUGGCUUUACACUUGAGGAUAAAUCCUCCCUCAUUAAACCAACAAGGCCUUUUUCUAACUCAAGAGAUGGGAUUCAGCCCUUAACAGUUGAACUAGGGAGGAACAAAACCGUACGGGUCCAAUAUAUUACCUCCGCCCAGGCAAUUGGAGCCCGCCAUAGUCGGGCUUCAUUCUGUUGUUGGCAUCCGAAACAAACGAAUCUAUCUGGUGCUUCAAAUGCUUUCUGAAUUGAACAAAGACUUACCACUCGUUUCUAAAAUGGUGUGCAGAUGGUUACUGAUUGCUGCUCAGUUACCUGGACGCACAGACAAUGACGUGAAAAAUCCCUGGAAUACCAAGCUGAAAAAGAAGCUUUCCGGGAUGGGUAUUGAUCCUGUCGCCCAGAAGCCCUUCUCGCACCUCAUGGCUGAGAUUUCCAUUACUCUAGCCCCACCGCAGGGAGCCUGUAUUGCAGAAGCAGCUCUAGGUGGCUUCAAAGAUGAAAUGCUUCAUCUCCUAACUAAGACGCGGAUCGAGUUUCAGCCCCUGCAGUCUAAUCCAGUAACAGGAGACACAACAGCUAAACCUGGGGGAAAAGACGAUACCAUUGAGAAGAUCAAGCUUGGUUUAUCCAGGACCAUACAAGAAACCAGAAAUGCUACUCAUAAACAAGCCUUUGGGACACAGGACACUAAUGCGGUCACAUCUGAAAAUUUUACAGGGACCUGCAGCACUUUCCCAGGAUCCAUUACUGGAUACCAAGGCGGUCUGUCUUUGGGCAAUGAAGCAGCUGGAUCCCCAUGGAGCCAGAGUAUGUGCAAAGGAAGCACAUGCACAGAGGGGGGAUCAACAGGGCCGAUUGCAUGGGCAACUUGAGGAUGAAAUGGAUAGGAAUCUAAGGGUGGAAAAGAUAUGAGGAAUGGGUCCAGCAUGUUUAAUACCGAUUGUGUAUCAUGGGACUUACCAUCUGAUGAUCUUAGGAACCCCAUAGUCUAA